AUGCGCACAUUCCUCGCUCCGCUCCUGCUUGCGCCGCUUGCAGCGCUCGCCGCACCAGAUGUCUUCGCCGACUUCGAACCAGCCGUUGCGCCAUUAGAGAACCCCGUAUACGAGGCCAUGGAGACAUCUCCCGCAGGCAGCGGCGCCGAAGUCCUCAAGCGACAAAACAACAAUGCAUGCGCAACCCAAUACUUCAACUGUGCUGGUCUCGGCGCCCCGGGACUCUGCUGCCCACGAACAGCCGUGUGCUCAGCCGACCAGGCCGGACAUGUAGCAUGCUGCCCCCAGGGCGCAGCAUGCACAGGAGCAAUUGGCGCCAUUGCCACGGGCGCAAAUCCCUCGGCCACAUCCACCGUCUCCUUCGUAAUCGCAUCCACAACAGGCGACAGCCCCUUCGUGCAGGAAACAAAUGGCGCAAACCACGGAAGCACGGUACAGAACCAAUUCUACCCUUUUCCGUACAUACCGACGACUUACUCCAACGCAGCUGCCUGCUCGUCCGCUUAUACAAGCUGCCAAAGUGAUGCUGCAAGCUGUACGACUGCUCUAGCCAACGGCGCGGCUGGCGUCACUAUAUCGGCACCCAACGGCGCCGGUGCCACCAUUACCGCAAUUCCGAGUGUGGGCCUCCAGUCUGCUCAGAGCAUCUGCUCGAGCUUGAGCAGUCUGGGAUGUUCGCAGCUUACUGUCGAGGCUUGUGCGGCUUUUGACGGUCAAGGAAACGCAGGCAUGAGAGCCCGCUGUGCCGAUUACCUCAUGACAGCAGGUGUUGCUGUCGGCAUCGCAGGACAGCUUUUGAGAUGA
Messenger RNA from Alternaria postmessia, 804 nucleotides. RefSeq lists its product as uncharacterized. The transcript has a single exon. The record is from RefSeq and is a predicted model, not a curated record. NCBI's taxonomy places the organism in Eukaryota, Fungi, Ascomycota, Dothideomycetes, Pleosporales, Pleosporaceae. The coding region runs from base 1 to 804 and encodes 267 amino acids.